UUUGCUACAUUUGCAAUGACGAUUCAAAAUUUCUCGUCUAUGAAUAUAUGGAGAGAAGGAGCCUGGACCAAUGGCUGCAUGUGAAGAAGACAUCAACAAGUGUCUCAGGUUCAGCCUGCUUGGACUGGUCUAAGAGGUUCCAGAUUAUCGUGGGAGCAGCACAGGGCCUGUCCUACCUGCACCAUGACUGCUCGCCACCCAUUAUUCAUCGAGAUGUGAAAUCAAGCAAUAUACUGCUAGAUUCUGCUUUCAAUGCAAAAAUUACUGAUUUUGGUUUGGCCAAGCUGUUGGUUAAGAAAGAAGAAGAGACAGCAUCUGUUGUGGCUGGCUCCAUCGGCUAUAUAGCUCCAGAGUAUAUUCAAACAGCGAGAUUGAACGAGAAAAUUGAUGUUUACAGCUUUGGGGUUGUCCUUCUUGAACUAACAACUGGGAAGGAGGCUCAUUUAGGAGAUGAAAAUACAAGCCUAGCAGAAUGGGCAUGCAGUCACCUGAUUGAAUAUAGACCUAUAGUCGAUGCUUUGGAUAAGAAGAUCAUGGGAUCUUCUUGCUUGGAUGAAAUGAUCACUGUUUUCAAACUGGGGGUUAAGUGUACAAGCAAACUGCCUUCUGAUAGGCCUUCCAUGAGAGAGGUCUUACAAAUCCUAGUUCAAUACAGUCAUCCGCUUGUUUAUGGAGGGAAGAAUACGGGUAUUGAAUUCAAGAAUGGACGUGCAUUAGACAGUGAUGAUAAUGUCUGAGCUCUCUCUGUUUGUACAUUUGCAGUACCAACAAAGUCUCGAGUUCAAGUCCCAAUUGUAUUCAAUUACUAAAAAAAAUGUGCCCAAUUUGAAGUUUUUAGCAGAAAUAAGUUAUAGAAUAGUUUUCCACAAGCAAAUAUUAGCUAGAGGGUCAGAUAACCCGUAAGCUUUAAGAAAAUAAGCAGAUCUUGCACAACUAUGUGCAACUCAGCAGACUUCGUGUAGUUGUACUUUCUAAGACUUCCACAAUCCAAGCAUUAUAAAGAGUUCACUACACUAUA
Messenger RNA from Hevea brasiliensis (rubber tree), 1018 nucleotides. RefSeq names its product receptor-like protein kinase 5. Lineage: Eukaryota; Viridiplantae; Streptophyta; Magnoliopsida; Malpighiales; Euphorbiaceae. The coding region runs from base 48 to 737 and encodes 229 amino acids. Gene Ontology annotation, biological process: protein phosphorylation. The record is from RefSeq and is a predicted model, not a curated record. Gene Ontology annotation, molecular function: protein kinase activity; ATP binding. The transcript is spliced from 2 exons.